Molecule: messenger RNA, 963 nt
Organism: Rotaria sp. Silwood2
Lineage: Eukaryota; Metazoa; Rotifera; Eurotatoria; Philodinida; Philodinidae
Source: the annotation of a GenBank genome assembly
AUGUCUACAACACAUACCCACGGUACUCGGUUUGCUGUUCGACAAGCUUCUAAACAAAACUUACCUGAUUCAUCACAACUACCACCAUCAGUUGCAUCUGAAACACCAUCAACCUUCUCAUCAUCAUCUCGGUUAAAUGUUGAAAAGAAAAAAACGGUACCAUCUCGAAAAAUAGCAAGCACAGUCAGAAAAGUAUCAAAACCACAAGAUAAGUUGGAAAAGUGCAGAUCCACAAUAGACGCAUCUGAAUUAUCUGAUUCAUCAAUAACAGCUUUUUCCACGACAAUAGACGAUAUAUCACUAUCGAAAACAAAUACAUCGAUAUUAAGUUCAAAUAACAAUGUUACAGCCAGGUCACUAUCAUCUGACAACAAUUCUGUGAUUCAAAAUUUAUCAACGACUGAAGAUGUGGGUUUGAAGAUUUCAUCGAGCUCUGAACCAAACACAAGUACAAUCAAUAUAAAUCGAAUAGUUCUCGAUUUUCAAGCAAAAUUAAAGGCAAAAGAUGCAAUAAUAAAAAAUUUGAAAAACAAAAUAGAAGAAUGCAAUAAAAUUAUUGCUAACUUACACGAAUCAUCAAUGACUAUUCCUACGGAACCACUUGUUAUUGACUGGAUUGAUCAUAUGUAUGAAUUAGUACAUAAAGAAGAAAUCCAAAGUCAAUUGAAUUUUAAGCAAUAUGCUGAUUUAUUGAAUAUAGAUGAACAAGCAUUCAAUAAUUGUAUACAGGACAAAGAUAGAAUAAAAACAGCUCGUUCAAUUGUUCGAUGUUUUUCUGGUUAUGAACAAUUAAUUGCUAUGCAAAAUGCUUGGACAUUGAUUGAUAAAGAUAAAAUAGACAUCGUUAUAGAUUUUGUUCGAAAACUAUUCGGACCUUCACUUUCAACAACAGAUAAUAUUGUACGUACAUCUUUGUCAACUAUGGUUCGUUCAGAUAGUUGGAAAGCUAGAGGCAAAAUUUAA